Sinocyclocheilus anshuiensis is the source of this 972-nucleotide messenger RNA. Its product is annotated as gastrula zinc finger protein XlCGF49.1-like. Gene Ontology annotation, molecular function: DNA-binding transcription repressor activity, RNA polymerase II-specific; RNA polymerase II cis-regulatory region sequence-specific DNA binding. The transcript has a single exon. Bases 2 to 802 code for a protein of 266 amino acids. Gene Ontology annotation, biological process: negative regulation of transcription by RNA polymerase II; regulation of immune system process; regulation of cytokine production. Gene Ontology annotation, cellular component: nucleoplasm. NCBI's taxonomy places the organism in Eukaryota, Metazoa, Chordata, Actinopteri, Cypriniformes, Cyprinidae. The record is from RefSeq and is a predicted model, not a curated record.
GAUGGAGAAAUCUCGCUCACAAACUGAAAGUAUCUCUUUUCUGAAGAGAAGAGAGAAGAAAAGAUUCACCUGCACUCAGUGUGGAAAGAGUUUGAUAUGUGAGAAGAGUAUUAAGAGACACAUGAUGAUACACACUGGAGAGAAACCGUUCACAUGUGAUCAGUGCGGGAAGCGUUUCAGACAAUCAGCACACCUUAAUAGACACAUGAUUAUCCACACUGGAGAGAAACUGCACGAAUGUGAUCAGUGCGGAAAGAGUUUUGCAUGCAGACAGAGUCUCAAGGUUCACAUGAAGAUUCACACUGGAGAAAAAACAUUCACUUGUGAUCAGUGCGGGAAGAGUUUUAAAAAAUCAUCACACCUUAAGGGCCACAUGAAUGUCCACACUGGAGAGAAACUGCACAAAUGUGUUCAAUGCGGCAAAACAUUUUCGUGGGCUUCAUCCCUGAAGAAUCACCUGAAAGUUCAUUCAAAUGAGAAACCACAUUCAUGUUCAUUAUGUGGAAAGAGUUUUUCACUGCUGAAAUGGUUAAAAGAGCAUCAGAAGAUACACACUGGUGUGAGAGAUCAUGUGUGCUUUGACUGUGGGAAGAGUUUUAUUAGAUCUCAACAUCUGAAACAGCACCGGAGGAUCCACACUGGAGAGAAACCUUACAAGUGUUCACAAUGCGACAAGAGAUUCAGUCAUUCAUCACAACUGAAAACACAUGAGAGGAUACACACUGGAGAGAAACCGUGUCAAUCACAAUAUGCAGAUCAUCUUCAGAUGAUCCACACCAAACGUGACACAAUAAUGCAUUGAGCAAUAAAAUCUCUUCUGUAUAAAUCAGUCCUAAUCAGCCGUAACAAACAGCAGGAAAAAGAAGCAUGAUCUUUGGUUUUCACUGUGAAAGACUUCAUCUUAAAGACCAGCAACAACUCAGCUCAAAGAUGUUGAUGCUUUUUACUGUUAAAUUUUCUAGAAGUUUUUUU